Molecule: messenger RNA, 2569 nt
Organism: Spathaspora passalidarum NRRL Y-27907
Lineage: Eukaryota; Fungi; Ascomycota; Pichiomycetes; Serinales; Debaryomycetaceae
Product: tRNA 1-methyladenosine methyltransferase subunit
Exons: 2
Coding region: 51-1385 (444 amino acids)
Biological process (GO): tRNA methylation
Cellular component (GO): tRNA (m1A) methyltransferase complex; nucleus
Source: RefSeq, a predicted model, not a curated record
GAGCUGAGCUGAGUUUAACUGAACCUAUACCAACAACUAGUACUUUGGAAAUGAACACGAAAAAUCGCACGGUAAUCACAGCAAACCAACAUGUUCUAAUCAGAUUACCUUCUGAAGGAACCAAGAUUGUCGAGCUUCGUCCUUCUGGAGUAGUCAGUUUGGGAAAAUUCGGAAGUUUCUUAGUCGAUGGUGUGCUCGGGUAUCCUUUUGGCCAAUCGUUUGAAAUCGUCGAAGGGCAAGAUGUGAAACCAAUUUUGAGUUUACAACAUUCAUCUGACCCCAAGGACGUCUCUGAGGAGCCAGAAGGUGAUUUGAACAAGGAAGAAUUGACAAAGAUGUUUUCCGAAAACAACCAGAAUAUAAUAGAUAUCGGGAGCAAGAUCCAGAAAUUGACCAACGACGAUAUCGAAGAGUUGAAAAAAUCCGGAGCUACUUCAUCCAUUGGUCAACACAUCAUUGAUCAGAUGAUUGCUGGUCACGAAGGGUUUGACAAAAAGACCUUGUUUUCACAACAAAAGUACCUCAGGAGGAAGCAACAAAAGUUCUUGCGGAGAUUCACUGUGGAAUACUUGGGUUCGUCUCAAAUGUUGCAGUACUAUAUCGAUAAGGAUUUGCCUAGAGUGAUCGAUCUCAGUGAAGAAAGUUUGGGAUUACUUAUGACUUAUGGAAAUGUCAGACCAGGCGGGAACUACCUCUUGAUCGACGAAACCGGUGGGGUUGUCCUCUAUGCUAUGCUUGAAAGAAUGGGUGGUGAAGGCCAGGUGGUGUUGGUGCAUGAAAACGAACAUGUCAAUAUCAUUGCCUUGCGUCAUGCAGGAUACAGUGAAGAGUACAUAAAUCGUAUGGUGAAAACCAUAGACUAUCUCCAAUUCUUGGAACCAGAAAACGAAAAGAUCAAUUGGGAAGACAAGUCGGAAGAAGAACUUGCUGAAAUGAAAUCAUCCAAGCGUGAGCAGUACGAAAAACGUAGAGAACGUGCCACUGCCAUCAACUCAGUCAUUGAAACUGUGCAAAACGGGAACUUUGAUGCAUUGAUUUCCGUAUCAACAUUACAUCAACCUACUCUACUCCCAAGAAUCCUUGACACAGUAGGAGGAUCCCGUCCAAUAGUCAUAUACAACCAAUACAAGGAACUCUUGUUGGAAACUCAACAUGUGCUCACCAAAGACAAGCGAGUAUUGGCCCCUUCAAUCUUUGAAACUAGAGUCAGGCCAUACCAAACCAUUCCUGGAAGAAUGCAUCCUUUGAUGACCAUGCGUGGUGGGGGAGGAUACAUUCUUUGGGGAACCAAGGUCAUCCCACAAGAAGGUAUUACUGCUGUUGGUAGAGGAAUUUCCAAGAGAAAGAGAGAAGAGUCGCCAGCAACCGAUGCCACCGAUUCAUAAGUACGUAUAUAUAAAAUAUUUUUUUGCAUAGUUAGAUAAAUAAACUAUGAUGCGAUCUCAUUAUACCUUUGGUUCAUACAAGUGAUCACACAUGUCCUUCAACUUUACAAAUUCAGUAUCGACAUUCCAUCCAAUAACACAUCUCACAUUAUCAUUAUAAUCACACCAUAUCCCUACUCGCCAUGCACUGUAGUCCCGCAAAUAUUCAUACACAAACUCAGCUUGUUCUUCGUAACCAAUUUCAAAUACAAAUGCUUUGGCAUGUCCGGGUAUCACUAUAUUCUGAAGAAGUUCCAAAUAAAAUUCAUAUUCACCAACAAGAGCCAACUGCGGCUCAUACAACUUGACCGAUCGUUCUAUCCCAUGCUCAAACAUUGACUUUUUAUAGUCAUGGAAUGGGAUGUAAGGUGGAUUAGAUGUAACUAAAUCAACCUUCUCCACACCUAUAUGCUCGAGGAUGUUGACAUUGAACACAUCACCAAUUUGAAAAUUUACCCCUGAACUGCCUUCAACGGAGUCCUUAUUCUCAUUUGCUAGGUUUACCGCCUCAACAGAAACGUCAAAUGCAUCUACUCGUGUCUUUACUCCCACCUUGUCCAACUCAUGUGCCAAAAGUAAGGGGAUGCAUCCUGUUCCAGUGCAUGCAUCCACAAUACCAAUCUCGUCAUUCGCAACCUCCUUAACUUUCUCACUCAAGUCUAUAACCCAAGCCUCGGUUUCCAGCCUAGGAAUCAACACGCCAGGUUUACACUUGACAGUUAUAUUUCCAAAGGGGACAUUCCCCAAUAUGUACUGUAGCGGAACAAGUCUAUCUCUGGCUUCAACAGCCUUAACCCAUUCAUUAGCAGGAAGUUCGCGCUUGAUCCAAUUGAGUUCCCGUUGGGCCGCUUCUAUGGUCCGAUUGGCUCGAAGUAGUGGUGGGAGUAAACUACUGAUGCUUUUCGCUUGUCUGAUUAGUCUCGGUGAUAGUCUUGCCAUUGUGUGUAUGUGGAGUGUGUUUUGGAAGGAGAUGAUCAUGUGGAGAAACAUCAUUGUUUUAAAAUAUAGUGGGAAAAAAAUAAACUGGUACGACUUUGAUGCUAGCAUGCGAUUUAGGGGGAGAAUUUAACCGUGAUCAAGGGGGGGGGGGUUACAUUAUUUCAUCGUGUAGUUUUUUAUUGAAUUUAGAAGUAGUAGUAUGAUUG